Amblyraja radiata (thorny skate) is the source of this 3836-nucleotide messenger RNA. RefSeq names its product phosphoglucomutase 2 (gene pgm2). NCBI's taxonomy places the organism in Eukaryota, Metazoa, Chordata, Chondrichthyes, Rajiformes, Rajidae. The coding region runs from base 173 to 1987 and encodes 604 amino acids. The record is from RefSeq and is a predicted model, not a curated record. Gene Ontology annotation, molecular function: magnesium ion binding; phosphopentomutase activity. The transcript is spliced from 16 exons. Gene Ontology annotation, biological process: carbohydrate metabolic process; purine ribonucleoside salvage. Gene Ontology annotation, cellular component: nucleus.
GCCGGAGAGCGGUAGCGGAGAGGAGUGGCCGGGAGCAGCAGCAGCUGAGAGUGGCCGGAGAUCAGCAGCGGAGAGGAGAGGAGAGGAGUGGCCGGGAGCAGCUGCUGAGAGAGGCCGGGGAUCAGCAGCGGAGAGGAGUGGAGUGUCCGGGGAUCAGCAGCGCAGCAGCAGCAUGACCACCAAUGAUGAUCUUGACCGGGCGAUCGUGCAAUGGUUGGAGUGGGACAAGAAUCCUAAAACAUUGGCGGAAGUCAGAAAGCAGAACUGUGAGGGGAACUUUGAACAGCUUGAAAAAUAUUUUGGGUCCAGGAUGCUGUUUGGAACAGCAGGAAUACGGUCUGCCAUGGGACCAGGAUUUUCGUGCAUGAAUGACCUGACCAUCAUUCAGACAACCCAGGGGUUGUGUCGUUAUCUGGAAAAAAAAAUUUCAGAUGUAAAAAACAGAGGUGUAGUGAUUGGAUUUGAUGCUCGUGCCCACACUCCCAGUGGAAGCAGUAGUCGAAGAUUUGCCCAAUAUGCUGCCACUGUUCUGAUCAGCCAGGGUAUUCCUGUGUACCUUUUCUCUCAGAUUACCCCAACACCAUUUGUGCCUUUUACUGUAGCCGAGUUGAAGCUGUGUGCUGGAAUAAUGGUAACAGCAUCUCACAACCCCAAGCAGGAUAAUGGUUAUAAGGUUUACUGGGAAAAUGGAGCUCAGAUUAUUUCACCUCAUGAUGUAGAAAUUGCGAAUGCCAUCGAUGAAAAUGUGGAACCUUGGCCAGAGUCGUGGAAUUACAAGAUUGUUGAUCGCAGUCCCCUUGUUAAAGAUCCUUUAGAAGAUAUGAAAAAAAAGUACUUCCAAUCAAUACAGAAACAUUGUUUUUACAGGGAUAUAAAUAAAAGAACUAAACUUAAAUUUGUGCACACAUCUGUGCACGGAGUUGGACAUGAAUUUGUUCAAGCGGCUAUGAAAUCGUUCGGCUUUGCUCCUCCUCUUGCUGUUCCAGAGCAGAAAGAUCCUGAUCCCGAAUUUCCAACUGUCAAAUACCCGAAUCCAGAAGAAGGCAAAGAAGUAUUGACAUUAUCUUUUGCCCUGGCUGACAAGGAAGGAGCAGCAGUGAUUUUAGCAAAUGACCCAGAUGCUGAUCGUCUUGCUGUGGCUGAGAAGCUAGAAUGUGGAGUGUGGAAAGUAUUUUCGGGAAACGAGUUGGGUGCCUUGUUGGGUUGGUGGCAAUUUACUUGCUGGAAGAAGCAAAAUCCAGAACCCUCGGGUCUGAAAAAUGUGUAUAUGUUAUCAAGUACAGUCUCUUCAAAAAUUCUCCAGGCAAUAGCACUAAAGGAAGGAUUUCAUUUUGAGGAAACCUUAACUGGCUUUAAAUGGAUGGGAAACAAAGCUAAAGAACUUAUAGAUAAGGGCAAUAAGGUGCUUUUUGCAUUUGAAGAAGCAAUUGGUUAUAUGGCUACUGAAUUUGUCCUUGAUAAAGAUGGUGUUAGUGCUGCUGCAAUUGUUGCAGAAAUGGCCAGCUUUUUGGCAUGCAAGAAUAUCACACUGAAUGGUCAACUCAAAGUAAUUUAUGAGGAAUAUGGAUAUCACAUCACCAAGGCUUCAUACUUCAUCUGCCAUGAUCCUAAAACAACAGAGAAGAUGUUUGAGAAUUUACGGAAUUAUAAUGGAACAAACCAGUACCCCAAAACCUGUGGGAAGUUUGAAAUUUCUGACAUUCGGGAUUUAACCACUGGUUAUGACAGCAGCCAGCCGAACAAAAAGCCUGUACUUCCAACUAGUAAAAGUAGCCAAAUGAUCACCUUCACAUUCAAGAAUGGAUGUGCAGCAACGCUGAGAACAAGUGGGACAGAGCCUAAAAUUAAAUAUUAUGUAGAAAUACGUGCACCACCUGGAAAUAGUGACCCAGAAAAGUUGAAGGAGGAGCUCAAUGACUUGGUCAAUGCAUUAGUGGAAUACUUCUUCCAGCCAGAGAAAAACGGCUUGACAUCUCAAUCCAACUGAAAUAAUUUCUAUAAGAUACACUUGUCACUGUCAAUUUUAACAAAACACUUUUACCUGCCUCUACAGUAUUGAAGUUUAAGUAGUUUAAUAUUUGACAAUGUAACUAACAUCCUACAGGAGAAUGUAUGUCUCACUUUUGUACCUUCUACAAUGUACAUUUAUGCCGGAGAUAUGCGGGGACUGAUUUCCCUCUGCACCUGCCUUUUUCAUAGCUGAGAACUUAAGAGCAGCUCGCAAACCUUGGAGGUAGCUGUGAGGGAAAGAGUUGAAGGGAGAACAGGAGAGAAAAACCACCACUCUGCGGUAUGAUCACAUUUUGAAUAUGACCAGUUUCUGAUUAGUGUCCUGAUCAGUUUCCCUAUUAGUUCAUUACACUGGAUUAAUUAAACGAGGCAAAGGAUGCAAUAAUCUCUUUUGGAUAGCAUGGAAAUUAAACAUUUUUGAUGGCUAUUGUAUACAUAUAUAAUCACUAUUGUAAAUGCAAUGAAAUCCUAUCCGUAUUGUAAUGAGAGGCAUCAAAGGCACAACACUGAUUUAAAAAAAAACAAUUACUAAAAGUGGAGAGAGACAGGAAACUAAUUCUGCCAUUCAUAGGUAUUAAUAUAUCCGAAUGCGUCAGAUUUUCAUUUGGAUAUAACGGGAACUCAUUCAUAUGUAGGGGUGUCACAUAUUGGAUGUUUGUAACCAUGGGAUUUGGUUUGAUUUCAGGCAGGUAUGAAAGAACUUCUGUAGCCAAACUAUGGGACCAUUAUUUUUGCUUUCUUGCACUUCAGUAAUGCCUAAUGCAUUUUAUGCUAUUCUGGGUUGUAUGUAUUAAUUUGAGCAUAAUUAGUAUGAAUAUAUAAUGGGAAUAUCUUUAUUGUGUUAACGAAGUGUGGUGAAACUGGGACCAUUUAUACUGUGGCUGAUAACAUUCGUUAGGAUAUCUAUUUGAGUUUUUGCAUUGGGUCUGUGUUGCUAAAAUAAGCAUUUGUCUACGAUGGUAUACAAAUUAUUUUGAAGAGGUAUUUUAAAAAAGGAGUGAUAUUGGUCUCCCACAUCAGAAAUGUGGGAAAACUAGUCAAAAAAGAUGAGCAGUUUUCAACAAUAAACCUUUUCAUUACUACUUGAUAUUUCAAAAGUUGUAAUUUGAAAUGUAGGUCACGUGAUUUGUGAGGUUACUCAGAAUUUAAUGGACUAAUUAAACACCUCGGCUGAAUUGGGUGCAGUAUGUCUUUGACUGGAGCUUAAUUUAACAGGUGAAUGCGUUCAAAAUAUGACAAAGAAUUCCAUUGCUUGCAGAUCAAAAUGCUUUGGGCAUAUUACAGUAUAUUUAGCUCUUGUUGCCUUAUGGUCAAGUUUCACUCCUUAGAACCUUACAUAUUAUGGGAGUCUCGUUUUAACAAUUCGUGUUGGUGCUGUUAUGAGUUGCAGCUUUACUUCGGGACUUAAAGGCACAAACUCUGUCGUGUUCAUUUGACCAAAAUAGAACAUUUUUGUAUCAUUAUAGAAUAACUAUAGACAUUGAUUUGCAUACAAGUGUUCAUGUUCAGUGAAAACCCUUUGUUUCCAGGUAUGUUGUUUACCUUUCGAAGAAAUUGGAAAUCAGCAUAUUAUCAAAUCCGCUGCAAUUUUUAGCAUUACUUAUCUAGCAGGCUGUCAUACAUGUAACUGGACAAAUGCAAUAGAGAUCUUAAUAAAUUAUCAGCAGAUUAAUAAACAUUUACACAUAAUUAACAUGCUAAGAAAUGUGGGAUUAUAACAUUAAGGUCUGCUGCAGUGCUGUCUUUGGCUUUGACAAUUGUCAGGAAGUUACAAGAUGUUCUUCGAAAAUGUAAUCUGCAGUGAACAUUAAAAGAUGCAAAACAAA